Messenger RNA from Oncorhynchus keta (chum salmon), 4209 nucleotides. Its product is annotated as sodium/hydrogen exchanger 5-like. Gene Ontology annotation, cellular component: membrane. Gene Ontology annotation, biological process: proton transmembrane transport; regulation of pH; sodium ion transport. The record is from RefSeq and is a predicted model, not a curated record. NCBI's taxonomy places the organism in Eukaryota, Metazoa, Chordata, Actinopteri, Salmoniformes, Salmonidae. Gene Ontology annotation, molecular function: sodium:proton antiporter activity.
GGACUCGGUCCUAGCGGUUCUUAGAGUUUGGGUCACGUGCCAAGAUCGGCUAUGCCAGCCGGUAGAGGCUCGACUGUGUUACCGCCAGCGUACCGCUUAAUGAGAGAGUGAAAGAGAGAGAGAGGGGUGUUGUUGAUAUUGUAAACCGGUGACAGGUAUCGUCCCUUACGUCGUCCUUCUUAUCUUACCUCCGGUACUCCCCUUGAUGGUGUGUAUAAAAAGAGAAUAGAAGAUGACGCGAGGCUGAGUGAGUUUAACGGGAAGAUGCUCCUCGUCAGUGUGCCUGUGCUCCUUCUGCUUUCGGUAGUCGGUAAAGAUGCGGCUGACCUCCCCGCGACAGACGCGUCGUUUCUUCCGGACCUGGAGCUGCGUAGCGGUGGACAACCCGGUCCGUCGCUACCCGCUUCUCCGACCACCUCUCUAGACCGCUUCCAGGUUCAGCCCCGGGAGGAGUAUGCCUCGCCGGGUAUUGCCUUGGCCCGGUCCGCCGAGGAACCGUCCGCGACCACGGAGGACGGCGGGGAGUCGCACCGCCACGGCGGGGGGUUUCAGAUGGUGCAGUGGGAAUGGAGCUACGUUCAGACGCCUUACAUUAUCGCGAUAUGGAUCCUGGUGGCCAGCGUCGCGAAAAUCCUGUUCCACUUCUCCCAGCGGUUCACCACGGUGGUCCCAGAGAGCUGUAUGUUGAUCUUACUGGGCCUGGUACUGGGUGGCAUCGUACUGCUGACCAGUAAGAAACAGCUGUACCAGCUAGAGCCUGGCCUCUUCUUCCUCUUCCUCCUGCCAACCAUCGUAGGUGACGCCGGGUAUUUCAUGCCCGCGAGGCUCUUCUUUGACAAUCUGGGAGCCAUCUUACUGUAUGCUGUGGUGGGAACUCUCUGGAAUGCCUUCUGUACAGGCUUCUGCCUCUAUGGGGUCAAACUGAUGGGGAUCAUAGGUGAGUCAAGCUGCUGGGGGGUUCAGGCAGGUCUGAUGUAGUUCCUGUUGUUUGGUUCUGUUGUUGCUGUUGUUGUUGUUGUUGCUGUUGUUGCUGUUGUUUCUGUUGUUUCUGUUGUUGCUGUUGUUGUUGUUGUUGUUGUUGUUGUUGUUGUUGUUGUUUCUGCUGUUGUUUCUGUGUUGUAUAAGGUGUACAUGUCCUUCGUGGAGGUGGGCCCUGAGAAUGUUCAGACAGCUGACUAUUUCAAAGGAGUGGCCUCAUUCCUCAUCGUCAGUAUUGGUGGGACCAUGGUGGGUCUGAUCUUUGCUGCUCUCCUCGCCUUCAUCACACGUUUCACCAAGAAGGUCCGCAUCAUUGAGCCUCUAUUGGUGUUCCUCAUGGUCUACCUGGCCUACCUCACCGCCGAGCUCUUCUCUCUGUCCGCCAUCUUGUCAAUGACGUUCUGUGGUAUCGGCUGUAACAAGUACGUGGAGGCCAACAUAUCCCAGAAAUCUCGUACCACGGUGAAGUACACGAUGAAAACCCUGGCCAGCAUCGCCGAAACCAUCAUCUUCAUCUUCCUGGGCAUCUCAGCCGUGGACAAGUCUAAGUGGGCCUGGGACACAGGACUCAUCUCCUGUACGCUCAUCUUCAUCUUCGUCUUCAGGGCCCUGGGUGUGGUCAUGCAGACCUGGGUGUUGAACUGGUUCCGCCUCGUCCCAUUGGACAAGAUCGACCAGGUGGUGAUGUCGUACGGUGGCCUGCGAGGGGCGGUGGCGUUUGCCUUGGUGGUGCUGCUGGACGCAGAACGGGUCCCGGCUAAAGACUACUUCGUGGCCACAACCAUCAUAGUGGUUUUCUUCACUGUGAUGUUCCAGGGUCUGACCAUCAAGCCUCUAGUGAACUGGCUCAAAGUACCUCGUGCCACCAACCGCAAGCCCACCAUCAACGAGGAGAUACACGAGCGUGCCUUUGACCAUUGUCUGACAGCCGUGGAGGACAUCGCUGGACUCAACGGUUACCACCACUGGAGAGACAAGUGGGAGCAGUUUGACAAGAACUACCUGAGCAAGUUGCUGCUGCGGAAGUCUGUGUACCGGAAGAGCGAGCUGUGGGAGGUCUAUCAGAAAAUCAAUAUUAGAGACGCCAUCAGUGUUAUAGACCAGGGUGGCAACGUGCUGACCUCUGCCAGGCUCUCUCUGCCCUCCAUGGCCUCCAGGGCAUCUUUCCCAGAGGUCACCAACGUCACCAACUACCUGAGAGAGAACGGUAGUGGGGUCUGUCUGGACCUCCAGGUGAUUGACAACGUGCCGGGAGCCAAGGUGGAGGAGGAGUCAGAAACGCAUCACUUCCUGGCUGGGAACCUGUACAAGCCCAGGAGACGGUACCAGUCCCACUACAGCAGACACUUCAUGACAGUGGGGGACCACGAGCGUCAGGACAGAGAGAUCUUCCAGAGAAAUAUGAAGAGUCGCAUGGAGACGUUCAAGACCACCCGACACAAACGCCACAGCCACAAGAAGGACCGCAGCCAGAAAAAGCGGAGAGGAUCAGAUGUUAAAGAACAGGACCACAACGACAAACCUCGACGGAACGUCAGCUGGCAGGACAAAGAUCCUGUGGUGGUGCCAGUGGAGUCUGAGGAUGAGAAGGGGGAACACUUGGAGCCCGAGAAGGAGGAGGACGUUGGCAUCACCUUUGUGGCUCGAAAGGUUCCAGACACGCCCAAAGAACGACCCAAAUCUGUCCCGGCUGGUCUGGAGGUGUGUCAGAGCCCCUCCGUGGCCCCGCCCUCCCCCACCUGCAGUGAGAGGAACCUGCCCUGGAAGGGCGGCAUCGGAACCCUGCCGGUGUGUGUUUCCAUGGAGGCUACUAAAAUCAUCCCCAUAGACCUGCAGCAGGCGUGGAACCAGAGCAUCUCCUCCUUAGAGAGCCUGUCCUCUCCGCCGGGCCCCGUAGAGCCCUUACACCCCCGCGUCAGCGCCCUCUCCAGGCUGGGAGGGCAGCGUCCUGUCUCAUACUCUGGUAGUGGAGUUAGUGGCUCUGGUUUUGGAUCCAGAGGGGCUGGGUCAAUAGUGGCUCAGGGCAUCGCUCGGUUUGAGUUUCCUCCAGGAGGAGAGGAGAAGGAGGAGGAGGAAGCCUUGUCUGAUCAGGAGCAGGAGCUGCAGCCCCUCAUGUCAUCCUCUGUGAGGCCCCCUGGCCCCCCGCCCCCUCCCCCCCUGGCCCAGGGUCUAGGGCGGAGGAGGAACCCCUGUGUGUACCUGAGGAGCCUGGUCACAGCGCCCCCUCCUGGCAGUGAGCCGCUGGCGCGCAGCAGAGGGCCCACUCAGCUUUAAUAGCUCCAACCACAUCUCUGGUGUUGCCCCGGCGACGCAGAUCUAGGAUCAGCUUACUCAACCAUGUCCCUAACCAAUACCUACUAGGGAGAACAACACAAGACUGAUUUCAAAUCAGCUUUUAUGGGCAAUCACGUCCCUCACUGCCUCACACACUCAACAACAGAACAGACACCCAACCACACACACACACACACACAGCUCAGGCCGUCCAACCCCCUCAGCUCUGCUACUUCUCCUUCCAGACGACGAGUCUUCAUCUCCUUCAAUAACUCUGGAUCCACCAUCUCUAUAGAUUCAGACACACACACACACACACACACACACACACACACACACACACACACACACACACACACACACACACACACACACACACACACACACACACACACACACACACACACAGGAUGUUGGACUAAUACAGCGAUGAUGAUAUUGAGGAAGUAUAAUGAGCAUCCCAUAAUGAGCACCCUAUUCCCUAUAUAGUGCACUACUUUUGACCAGGGCCCCAAUAGGGAAUAGGGUGCUAUUUGGGACGAAGGCUGAGAGUUUUGAUGUGGCAGCUGGCACAGUCACAUAUAGACAGACACAGUGCAUUGUGGUCCAGGGUUGGGGCCACCCGUCCAUGUGGUAAAACAAUACCAGUUUCCAGAGAGAGUGUUGUUGAUUGAUGACCAGAUCCUGGUCCCUGAUUGGUUCUACCCCCCCCCCCUCCCUGCAGGGGUCGAGGUUCUGCCCAGUCUGUUUCAUACACUUGAAUAUAAGGCAAUGUCAAGAUGUAAAAGCCGAUUUGGGAAAUAUAUCUGUCUACAGCCGGACGGCCACAUUACCCAUCUAACAUCAAACACUCCAUUCAACCCCCAGUCCUCUCCUCUCCUCUCCUCUCCUCUCCUCUCCUCUCCUCUCCUCUCCUCUCCCCUUCUCUCCUCUCCUCUCCCCUCCUCUCCUCUCCUC